AUGUCAGAUUCCGACCGCAGUUCCAGAUACCCUUACACAGUCGCCCGUUCUACCGGGACGGCGUACCCUGCUCUCCUGGCCGCGCUUCUCGCCGCACCACUGAAUAUCGACGAGGUCUCCUCAGCGGAAGACUUUGUGGCUUUCGAACAAUACGUCAUCCACCACUGCAUGCCAGACGAAAAUGGAAUCACGCAGAGUGGGCACCUGGUCUGGUUGUACCCAGAAGGGCUCUACAGGACGUAUCACGAGACAGAAGAGGGAAAUAUCGAACAUCACGGCCUGUUGGUGACAAUCGAGCGCGGCGCGCGCCUGUCGGAUGUGGUGGAGCGGGCGAGAUCCUGUUUGAGGGCUGGCGUGCUUGCGCAUGAACAUGUUGCUGCGGCGGCCUAG
Molecule: messenger RNA, 390 nt
Organism: Postia placenta MAD-698-R-SB12
Lineage: Eukaryota; Fungi; Basidiomycota; Agaricomycetes; Polyporales; Adustoporiaceae
Exons: 1
Coding region: 1-390 (129 amino acids)
Source: RefSeq, a predicted model, not a curated record